GACUGGCUAGUCAACUAGUCCGUCGACUAGACUAGCCAGGGCGAGGCUGAUGGGAACUAGGAAUCGAGCCUAGGCUGUAGCAGGCGCUUUCCCCCUUACAUCGACGCUGAGAUGCUGCUGCAUGGGUGCGUGGAGUUCUCCUCCGGCCGAACUGGCAGGUACCACACACUCCCCACAAUCUCCUCUCAGGAGGCCUUCCGGGACCGAUUUGUCUCCCAGCACUGCCUUCGAGGUUGAUCACAUCACCAUAAUCACCUCCAGCACUAUCAACAUGAUCAUCGUCAUCGUCAUCAUCAUCAUCCUCAUCAUCGCACAGGGUCAAGUCGGACUUCCAAUUCUGAUUCGCAGCUGAAAUGGAUCACAAUUGCGGAGUAUUCACGGUGGAAACAGAACGCGGACCCGAAGAAAGACUUGGAGUGCUGGGUUGGGGUUCUGCGGAAAACCCGGAGUCGGGU
This is a messenger RNA of Aspergillus saccharolyticus JOP 1030-1, 455 nucleotides long. RefSeq lists its product as uncharacterized. The record is from RefSeq and is a predicted model, not a curated record. Bases 122 to 352 code for a protein of 76 amino acids. Lineage: Eukaryota; Fungi; Ascomycota; Eurotiomycetes; Eurotiales; Aspergillaceae. The transcript has 2 exons.